CGUGACGGAGGGUUAGCCCAGAUCAGUGGAGUCAUGCGUCACAGAGCUCUAUCAUGCUGGCAGCUGUUCCUGGGUCUGGCUGUGCUGCUUGUCUUCACAAGCCCCACUGCGGGCUGCCCAGCCCGCUGUGAAUGCUCAGCACAAAACAAGUCUGUCAGCUGUCACCGAAGACGUCUGAUGUCCAUCCCAGAAGGCAUUCCCAUUGAGACCAAAAUCUUGGACCUCAGCAAGAACCGACUGAAAAGCGUUAACCCUGAGGAAUUCACAUCAUACCCGUUGCUGGAGGAGAUUGACCUCAGCGACAAUAUUGUCUCCAACGUUGAGCCUGGAGCUUUUAACAAUCUCUUCAACUUGCGCUCCUUGAGGCUGAAAGGAAACCGUCUGAAGCUGGUUCCCCUUGGGGUGUUCACUGGGUUGUCAAACUUAACAAAGCUUGAUAUAAGUGAAAACAAGAUUGUCAUUUUGCUGGACUACAUGUUUCAAGAUCUGCAUAACCUAAAAUCCCUGGAGGUUGGGGACAAUGAUUUGGUGUACAUAUCACACAGGGCCUUCAGUGGGCUGCUUAGCCUGGAGCAGCUCACCCUGGAGAGAUGCAACCUCACAGCUGUACCAACAGAAGCUCUUUCUCACCUCCACAACCUCAUCAGCCUGCAUUUGAAACAGCUCAACAUUAAUGCUUUGCCGGCAUACGCCUUUAAAAGACUGUUUCGCCUGAAGGACCUGCAGAUAGAGGCCUGGCCCCUCCUGGACAUGCUGCCUGCCAACAGUCUGUACGGUCUCAACCUGACUUCUCUAUCCAUCACAAACACCAACCUGUCUGCAGUACCUUACUCUGCUUUUAAACAUCUGGUUUACCUGACACAUCUCAACCUCUCCUACAACCCCAUCAGCACCAUUGAGGCAGGCAUGCUGUCGGAUUUGGUGCGCCUGCAGGAGCUCCACAUGGUGGGGGCACAGCUGCGCACCAUUGAACCACAUGCUUUCCAAGGGCUCCGAUUCUUACGCGUGCUUAACGUGUCCCAAAACCUGUUAGAAACCCUAGAAGAGAAUGUAUUCCAUUCCUCCAAAAGCCUUGAGGUCCUCUGCAUUAACAACAACCCUCUGGCCUGUGACUGUCGUCUUCUCUGGAUUUUGCAGCGGCAGCCCACCUUGCAGUUUGGUGGCGAGCCACCAAUGUGUGCUGGCCCAGACAGUGUCAGAGAGAGGUCAUUCAGAGACUUUCACAGCACAGCUCUCUCCUUUUAUUUCACCUGUAAGAAGCCCAAGAUACAAGACAAGAAGUUGCAGUACCUGGUAGUGGAGGAAGGACAGACCGUGCAGCUGAUGUGCAAUGCUGAUGGGGACCCACAGCCUACCAUCUCCUGGGUUACCCCACGCCGGAGGCUGAUCACAACUAAAUCAAAUGGUAGAGCCACUGUGCUGGGAGAUGGCACCCUGGAGAUCCGAUUUGCCCAAGACCAGGACACUGGGGUCUAUGUCUGUAUUGCAAGUAACGCAGCUGGGAAUGACACCUACUCGGCCUCCCUGACAGUAAAGGGGUUUACUUCAGACCGUUUCCUUUAUGCCAACAGGACCCCUAUGUAUAUGACAGACUCCAACGACACAAGUUCUAACGGAACUAAUGCAAACAGCUACUCUCUGGACCUUAAGACAAUAUUGGUGUCCACAGCUAUGGGCUGUUUCACAUUCCUUGGAGUGGUUUUAUUUUGUUUCCUUCUUCUUUUUGUGUGGAGCCGAGGGAAAGGCAAACACAAAACCAGCAUUGACCUUGAAUAUGUCCCUCGCAAAAACAAUGGUGCUGUGGUUGAAGGGGAGGUUUCUGGACCACGAAGGUUCAAUAUGAAAAUGAUUUGA
Messenger RNA from Agelaius phoeniceus (red-winged blackbird), 1854 nucleotides. The record is from RefSeq and is a predicted model, not a curated record. NCBI's taxonomy places the organism in Eukaryota, Metazoa, Chordata, Aves, Passeriformes, Icteridae.